UAUGGAACAGUUCAAUCCUGGGCUACGAAAUUUAAUAAACCUAGGAAAAAAUUAUGAAAAAGCUGUUAAUGCUAUGAUCCUUGCGGGGAAAGCCUACUACGAUGGAGUGGCCAAGAUUGGUGAGAUUGCCACCGGGUCCCCCGUGUCAACAGAGCUGGGCCAUGUUCUCAUAGAGAUUUCAAGUACCCACAAGAAACUCAAUGAGAAUCUUGAUGAAAACUUCAAAAAAUUCCAUAAAGAGAUUAUACAUGAGCUGGAGAAGAAGACGGAACUUGAUGUAAAAUACAUGAAUGCAACUCUCAAAAGAUACCAAACGGAACACAAAAGUAAGUUAGAUUCUCUGGAGAAAUCUCAAGCUGAGUUGAAGAAGAUCAGAAGGAAAAGUCAAGGAGGACGAAAUGCACUCAAAUACGAACACAAAGAAAUUGAGUAUGUAGAAACCGUUACGUCUCGCCAGAGCGAAAUCCAGAAAUUUAUUGCAGAUGGUUGCAAAGAAGCUCUACUUGAAGAGAAAAGGCGCUUCUGCUUUCUGGUCGACAAACACUGUAGCUUUGCAAAUCACUUACAUUAUUAUCAUUUACAGUCUGCAGAAUUACUCAAUUCCAAGCUGCCCCGGUGGCAGGAAACGUGUGGUGACGCUACCAAAGUGCCCGAGAAGAUCAUGAAUAUGAUCGAGGAAAUAAGGACCCCAAGCUCUACCCCCGUGUCCGGGACGCCCCAGCCCUCACCGAUGAUUGAGAGAAGCAGCAUGGUUGGGAAAGAUUAUGACACUCUUUCUAAAUAUUCGCCAAAGGUGCCCCCAGCUCCUUCAGCCAGAGCGUAUACUAGUCCUUUGAUUGAUAUGUUUAAUAACCCAGCAACAGUUGGACAGAAUUCAGAAAGGAUAAAGAAUUCAACAGAUUCUUCAGAUGAUCCCAGUUUACAGCGAUCAGUCUCUGUUGCAACUGGACUGAACAUGAUGAAGAAGCAGAAAGUAAAAACCAUUUUCCCACACACUGCUGGCGCAAACCAGACUUUGCUCAGCUUCGCGCAGGGAGACAUCCUCACACUGCUCGUCCCUGAGGAGAAGGACGGCUGGCUUUAUGGAGAGCAUGACACCACCAAAGUGAGGGGCUGGUUCCCAGCAUCCUACACAAAGUUGCUGGAAGAAGAUGAAAAGGAGGCCAUGAGUGUGCCCACACCAAGCCUGGCCCCAGUGAGAAGCAUCAGCACGGUGAACUUAUCUGAGAAAAGCAAUGUCGUCAUUCCCCCACCGGAUUACUUGGAAUGUUUGUCCCAGGGAGCGGCUGCAGAUAAGAAAGCAGAUGUUUCCAAAAAUACUUCUACCUUUAAAGCACCGGUGUCCCAGCCAGAAGCCACAUCUCCUAACGAUGCAAAUGGAACAGCAAAGCCUCCUUUCCUCAGCGGAGAGAACCCCUUUGCUACCGUGAAACUCCGACCGACGGUGACAAACGAUCGCUCAGCGCCCAUCAUCCGAUGAAGGGAGGGCCCAGGAGCUCCAGUUCCUCCGUUAAGUUCUCACUUGCAAAAUGAUACAAGUUGUUUGACGUGCUGUAACUGUUGUAAAGCUUCGCCAAAGGGUGCCUGAUUUUAACUGUAUUCUACUUGAGCAAAUCAAUGCAUUCUCUCAAUUUAACAUAGUUGUGUUGAUACAUUUCCAUCUUUAAGAAGAUGAAGAAUAGUUUAGCUACCAACUCAGUCAUUUAAAAAUCUGUUCAUCAGAAGACAGUAAAUUUGGUUCCAAUCCUUACUGUAUCAUUUUUAAAAUAUUCUAUGAUUUUUUUUUAAUAGCCAGAGUAAGGGAUAGUCUAUGCUUUCAUGACUGGGUUUCUGCACCUGAAUGCAAAGGAGACCACAGUUUUAUUUUAUAAAGCAUGUGCUCUUACCUAGCAUUAUGACAUUUAUCUAAAAGAAAUGAUGUGUAAAUUUGCAUCUUAGCAUGCAAAUCAUAAUUGUAAGCAAUAUAAAUUAUGAGACUAUUAUAUAAAAUUUAAUUUUUAACUUAAAAAUUUUAAAUUGUUUAAUCAGAUGUAGAGUUACCUAAGAUGGAGGAAUCCCCAAGUUUCCUUCGGUUUAGACAUACCUGAAGAGCGUGCAGACAUUUUGCCUGACCCUGUCACAGCCAUGAUGUUUAGUACUCGAAUAAUCCCAGAGCUAUUGAGUUUAGUAGUUUGGAGUUACGAACUCCCCGACUCAGUGCAGAGAAGACACCAGGCCUUGCUGCACGUGGGCCUGGCUCAGAGCGUCACACAUGCGUGUGAGGGCCCCACGCGAGUGACCCCAGGGUGUUCUCGCUAUGCUCGUUGAUCGAAGCUGCCUCCCUAGCUAGUGUACUUCAUUUCUGAAAUCAGGUACUGACCCCCACUCCCGCAAAGAGCACGUAGAUAGCCAGGACCUGAGUGUUAGUGGCUGGGAUGGGAAGGUCUGCAUUUCAUCUGAGACCUGCCAUCACAGCCUCAGAACUGGGAACUCUGAGCCAGUGGCCGAGUUUACGUCUGGCUGCCAGGGACUGGGCCCUGUUUUGGAGGAGUGCAGAAUCAGGACGCACACCCUGGCCAUUCACUGUGUGUGGGCGGAGAGGGCCUCAUUUAUCACAGCUCCGUUGGUCUCGCCAUAAAUAUGAACAUUUUUCUAUAAACUUGAAAGUGGUCAUGGUCAAAUGCAGGUAAACCACUGGAAGCGUGUGACACCUCACGUUCUUGGUCCUGUCCUGGCUGCCAGGCGAAUCGGGCGACCCCGAGGGCUGAGGAGUCAGACCUACGUGAGGGUCUUCCAGGCCGAGUUGGCAAACAGCACACCUGUCCUGAGAGAAGACGCUCCAGCCAAUAAAGAAACCACAGUCCCAUCUCGUUCAGCGGUCCCUGCUUCUCUCAGCAUCUGAGUAAGAGGAGGGUUCGUGGCAGCUCAGUAUUUGCAAUGGGGGGGGGGGUGAGGCCUCCCUGACCUCCAGAGCUCUGCUCUUUGGGAUCCUCCAGCUUUGUUACAGAGACUCUCAGGUGCGGUCUCUGCGGGCUCGCUUGGCUCGCCCGACCUGGUCUCGGCCUUCACAGACGACUGGUGGGCACUCGCCUGCCUCACCGAGGAGGGGAGGGCUUAGCUCAGGUCCUGGGCACAGAGGUGGGUGCUCUGUAAGUAAGUGUCAAGGUAUUAGGUUUCGUUAUAUUAAUAAAAAUUUGGAAAGCACACUCUU
Molecule: messenger RNA, 3190 nt
Organism: Leptonychotes weddellii (Weddell seal)
Lineage: Eukaryota; Metazoa; Chordata; Mammalia; Carnivora; Phocidae
Source: RefSeq, a predicted model, not a curated record